Molecule: messenger RNA, 660 nt
Organism: Gryllus bimaculatus (two-spotted cricket)
Lineage: Eukaryota; Metazoa; Arthropoda; Insecta; Orthoptera; Gryllidae
Source: the annotation of a GenBank genome assembly
AUGUAUGCGCGGUCGACGAACGGAGAGCGCCCGCGUUGCGCCGCGCUGCGCCACGGCGAGACCCCCUUCCCCCCGCCGCCGCCGCCGCCGCCGCCACCUACGCCACCGCCGCCGCUGCCGCAAGCUGCCCCAAGCUGCCCCGCCGGCCGCGACCACUCCUCCCGCGAACCCGCAGGCAGCCCCUGCCAAUCGGCCUCAGUAGGCGAUGUUCGAUUAUCAUCUGGAGGAAGUUGUGUGCGUGACGAUGAACAGAAAGCCCUGAGCGCGAGCGUGCGCGUGUGCGCGCGCGUGCGCUCGGCCGGCAGGACAGCGCUCCCGCUGCGGCGGGACGGGACGGGACGGGGCGGGGCGCGGCCCCCGCCCACGCCCAGCGCCCCGCCUUGUUUACAUUCAGUGGCUUAUGGUCCUGAUUGGGCCCCAUGCCCCGGGGCCCUGGUCUAUUGCAUUCGUGCAACCGCCCAGCCCCGCCCCGCCCCGCCCUCCGCCCACGCAGCCUCUGAGCGCCUGCACCGCUCGACAUCGAUCUCCGCGGGCCAAGUGGGGCGGAAGGCCCCGGGCGCGGCCCGCCCGCGCUGCGCCCAUCACACGCCCCGCUGCGCCGCCUCCGCCCCGCCCCGCCCCGCCCACCACAGCCCCGCCCGAGGGGAUCGCGCCCUUUAA